This is a messenger RNA of Durusdinium trenchii, 213 nucleotides long. The record is from the annotation of a GenBank genome assembly. Lineage: Eukaryota; Dinophyceae; Suessiales; Symbiodiniaceae.
AUGUUUUUUCUUCAGCAGUGGUUUUUGAGCCUCUGUAGCAAUCUUGGACAGGACCGUCCUUUUGCUUCUGGGAUCGGAGAUUGUGAACAUUUUGCACGUAUUCUGCGAUUGGCAGAAGGCUGGGGACUACGAGACGUUGGCGAGCUACAGGAACGGCUCAUGGCCAAAAGGAGCCGUGUGAGGGGCGCUGGCACUUUGCCCGAGGCCCUGUAA